Messenger RNA from Venustampulla echinocandica, 924 nucleotides. Its product is annotated as S-methyl-5'-thioadenosine phosphorylase. NCBI's taxonomy places the organism in Eukaryota, Fungi, Ascomycota, Leotiomycetes, Helotiales, Pleuroascaceae. Gene Ontology annotation, biological process: nucleoside metabolic process. Gene Ontology annotation, cellular component: cytosol. Gene Ontology annotation, molecular function: S-methyl-5-thioadenosine phosphorylase activity. The transcript has 4 exons. The record is from RefSeq and is a predicted model, not a curated record. The coding region runs from base 1 to 924 and encodes 307 amino acids.
AUGACGGACGGCCUACCAACCACAUACUCAGACCCAGUCCACAUCGCUGUAAUCGGCGGCACAGGGCUGCAACAACUCCCCGGCUAUGUGCCAGUUGCAGUUCUCAACCCUCUCACGCCAUGGGGCCACGCCUCCGCCCCAAUCCACAUCCUCAAGCACAACAACACUCCCAUAGCCUUCCUAUCGCGACACGGAGAACACCACCAAUUCGCACCACAUGAGGUGCCGAACAGAGCCAAUAUCGCAGCGCUGAGAAGUAUUGGUGUGAGAUGUGUAAUUGCUUUUAGCGCUGUUGGGAGUUUGAGGGAGGAGAUUAAGCCGAGGGAUUUUGUGGUGCCAGAUCAGAUUAUUGAUCGGACCAAAGGUGUACGGCCUUUUACUUUCUUCGAGAAGGGUGUUGUAGGGCAUGUGGGUUUUGCGGAUCCGUUUGAUGACAAGCUUGCAAAGGUAGUAAGAGAGUGCGGCCACGCCCUAGCUGGUGAUGGUGUCGUCUUGCACGACCAGGGAACUGUAAUCUGUAUGGAGGGCCCUCAGUUCUCCACUCGCGCUGAAUCAAACAUGUACCGUGCCUGGGGCGGUUCCAUCAUCAACAUGUCUGCUCUCCCCGAAUCCAAACUUGCCCGCGAAGCUGAGAUAUCUUAUCAAAUGAUUUGCAUGGCAACUGAUUACGACUGUUGGCACUCGUCAGAGGACGUCGACGUCGAGAUGGUUAUGGCCAAUAUGGGUGCCAAUGGCGACAAUGCGAAGAGGCUAGUUGGCGCCGUGUUGGAUGAGUUGAGCAAGGAGGGGCACGAGGCAUUAGUUGGUGGCAAGCAUUGGGAGGGUAGUGUGGCUGGGAUGUUGAAAUUUAUGACAAAAGAGAAAGGGAGGGGUGAGGAGGGUGCUAAGAACGCGGAGUUUUUGUUCCCACAGGUGUGGCAAUAG